Molecule: messenger RNA, 3227 nt
Organism: Xenopus laevis (African clawed frog)
Lineage: Eukaryota; Metazoa; Chordata; Amphibia; Anura; Pipidae
Exons: 11
Coding region: 89-3055 (988 amino acids)
Source: RefSeq, a predicted model, not a curated record
GGGCGUCUUUAUGUGGAAAGUGAAAGUAAAGUUCAAUACCAGGACUCAGUAAACCAGAGGCACAUGGGAAGGAGACUGUCGGGGGGAGAUGGGGUCCCUGCGAGUGCACAAGUCACCCCACUUACUUGUCCUCAUUCUACUGAGCAACUUCUCACCCCGAGCCUCAGCUAAUAUUGAAAUUGCAACAAGUUCCCCCAUUGCAUCACUAAGGAACCAAGACGUGUUCAUCCCGUGCACAAUAAGCCAUUCCCGCGCUACAAAACUGGAUCUAAAGAAACUGUCAGUUCAAUGGAGCCUGAAGCUCCCCAAUGGGACAGAAGUGGAUCUGUAUCUGUACGUGAGUAGGAACGUAACCCACAACAGACGGGGGUUAAACAUCUCCGAGACGGACCUUGUACUGGGCAACGCAGGGUUCACCAUAACCCAAAUACAAUUCAGUGAUGAAGGGGAAUAUACCUGCACCAUCACUUACACCCCCAAUAAAAAACAUGGAGCAGUCACUGUGGAGGUGUCAGCUCAACCAAUCAUCACGCUGGAUCCUCAGCACCUUGUUUCUAUUGAACUCGGGACAGAGAAGACAAUUUUGUGUGAAGCCAAAGGUUUUUACCCCGGAGAAAUAAAACUUCAAUGGGUGAAACAUCUCAGCCCCAGGCGCCAUGAAGUGUUGGAUGCAGGAACCUGCUUUCGUGACCCAAAAUUGAACAAAGACGGAACUUUCAAUGUAACGAGUCACCUGACAUUGAAGCCUUUGCUUGUGGAUAAUGGAAGUAAUUAUUCCUGUGUCGUAAAACACAAAUCCACCGACACAAGACUCCACAACUUUACCCUCCUUGUAAAAGAGCCAGACACCCAAACAUCCAGCAUUAUUGCCGCUGUCACUAUAACUUUGACUUCCGUGAUUCUUCUCUUGUUUGGCCUUGGCUACUUUCUACUUAGAAAGAAAGAACCCCCAAGACUUUCAGGGUUGACAGAAGCUAAACAUUUGGUGCAUAUGAACAGGGCGACUCUGUCCUGCCAGAUCUCUGGGUUCCGACCCAAACCCAUCAGAAUUACAUUGUGGCUGAAAAGAAAUGGGGGAGAAGAGAUGGAAAUCGACUCCUGGGAUUCGGAGACACAAACGGGUUCCUCUGCCCCAGUGUCACAUCACAGAGAGGAGCAGCGUGUGGUUAUUGUACCAGAGAGAGAAGGGUUAAUGAGAAAUGGGACUAAUCUGCCCCCAGCACAGAGACCUCUGCGAGUGGAAAUGGUUAAUAUAAUAAUAACAAGUAAAUUUCAACAUAUCUCCAACUGUCAGUGCACAAUCCAUAUAACUCCAGACAUAGAGGAAGAUGAUGGAGCAGAACUGACUGUGAGGGUCACUCACUCUGCCCUGAGACUCCCCAUCUCUAAAUCCUGUAAACUGGAGGUCACUGGAAUCCAGCCAAAGAUAUCCAAAAUCGUAUCUCCACUCCGUAUCCUCCAAGGUGAAUCCCUGACUCUGACCUGUCCCAUCUAUGGGUUUAAGCCAAAGCCGCUCUCUGUUACUUGGCUGAAAGUGGAUUCCAAUGGUCGGGAAACAAAACUUCUGCACUGGGAUCGAGGUACGACCAUGAUCACUGAUUCGAAAUAUUUACAUGAGCUGGCAGAAUAUGAAAGGGAAGAGGAAGAAGAAGAUGAUUAUCUUAACUACUUCUUAAGCAAUCUGACCCUAAAGCCCACAGUGAAGGGAGAUCAUGGGACACGGUACAUCUGCAGGACUCAUCAUUACGCAACAGGACAAAGAGCGCAGAAGAACAUGGUGAUGGAAGUUUCAGCUGUCCCAGAGCUGGAUCCAAUAGAGACACCAGAGACAUCAGAGAUUCAAUCUGCUGGAAAGGAGACCACGUUAUCCUGCAGAAUCCAUUCCUUCCACCCGCAACCUUUGGAAGUUUCCUGGUAUAAAGAGGAUGAGGAAUUGCCAUCACACAAUGACCCAAUACUCACUGAUGACAAUGGGUUGUUCUAUUGUACCAGCUGCAUAACCUACAGCCCUUGUGUGAGGGACAUUGGGAAGAAGUUCAGGUGUGAGGUCUCUCAACCAAGUCUCCAAAAUCCUAAAUGUGUUUCCUGGGAACUGAAACAUCUCAUUUCUAUGCCACUGAUAAGUGAAAUACAGUGUGAUCCUGAGGUUCCUGAGUUUGACCAACCUGUAACAUUAUCCUGUACUGUCCGCGAUUUCUACCCUGAAACUUGCACAAUCCGUUGGUAUAAGGGACGGAAAAGCAUCUCUCCUGCAAAUGAUACAGAACCUGCCCAGCAAGAUCCUGAGUCCGGCCUCUUCUCUAAAACAACACAAAUGAUAUUCACUCCUACUAUUGGUCAACAUGGGACAGAAUACCACCUGGAGAUCACUCAUUCAAUGAAGACGACCAUAAGGACAUAUCAUUUAAAACUAAAAGGGUUCCCAGACAUCAAAGAAAUAACCUGCAAUCAAAAUCCCCCAAAAUACGGGGAACCUCUAACACUAAGCUGUGAGGUGAUUGGCUGUGAGGCGCAUGAUGUCACCGCAGAAUGGCGAUUGAGCGGGGAACCAAUAGUGGAAGAAAUGACAUCAGAAACCCAAAUAAACACAAAUUCCGUCUCUUUCACCCUCAAGCUGACGCCUACAGCAGAGCAUUGUGGGAAAGUUGUCAGCUGUUGGGUAAAGCGAAGGGGUCUGCAACAACCGUUGAAAAAAAAUCAUCUGCUUAAAUUACCAGACGUGCCACCGACCUUAUCGGAGAUCAUGGUCUUCCCAAAAGAUCUGCUCCUCAACAAAGAGGCCAUCUUUAAAAUCAACAUCUCUGGUUUUUCCCAGAGGAAACUUGGAGUAAAAUGGUUCCGAUUUGGAAAAGAACUGACGGAACAUGUUGAGACUUCAGAACCAGAAAUUGGAUUGGACGGAUUAUAUUCCUGUAGCAGCUCAGUGAGAUUCACUCCAACCUACAAAGACCUCAUUCAAUGUCAAGUUGUGACCAACAAGGGAACCUACUCCAAAAUGUUUCAGUUGAAAUCUAGAGGAUUUGGCCGACAUUCACAGGAACCUAAAACAAUUUAAAGGAACACGAUGCGCCUUGUCCUCUGAAGGGAAACCAUCAAGGAAACAUAUUGACCGGAAUAAAGGGAGUUGCACAGACAUUAUGGUUCUACACUAGUUACGAGUUCAUUUGUUUCGACCAGCCAUGGAUUUGCGGCCAAAUUCCACAUUUUGUCAUCUGAGAAUUUUUUUC